This is a messenger RNA of Electrophorus electricus (electric eel), 3673 nucleotides long. RefSeq lists its product as uncharacterized. The record is from RefSeq and is a predicted model, not a curated record. Gene Ontology annotation, biological process: regulation of transcription by RNA polymerase II. NCBI's taxonomy places the organism in Eukaryota, Metazoa, Chordata, Actinopteri, Gymnotiformes, Gymnotidae. Gene Ontology annotation, molecular function: DNA-binding transcription factor activity; RNA polymerase II cis-regulatory region sequence-specific DNA binding.
AACAAGUGAUACUAAACAACUCUGAACUGUGUUACUAUUUCAUAUUUAGGCUACUGCUUAUAUCGUUUCAGCCAAAACCUGAGGAAAUUCUGUUUAUUGUAAUAUAAGGGAGGAUUAAGUUAAUCAAUCUUUAAUAUGAAUGAAGAAUGCAACUUAAAACUAGUUUUUUGUGAAAAUAUUCAAUCGAGUUGUGAUGUUAACAUUUAUAUUGCCAAGAAAAACAAAAAGUUACCUUAAUACGAGCUCGUGCAAAUCCCCAGAUGGCAAGAACUUAGUAGUCAGUCUAUUACUAGACAUAGGCCAAAUUACUGAGAGGCCUGUUUACGGUAAGGAGGAAAGCCGGCCCCGGAAGCUUUGGGAGCCUUCCAUGCGUUACGUUCAGAAAGAUGUUUGUCUGUCUCAAGUUUCAUUUGGGCAAGGUAGCCGUUGAUCAAAAAGCACCACCAACUUCUACCUCAUCUUGUUCCUGAAUAACGAGAUUGUUAUGUUUACCAAGAAUGGUGAUCAUAAAUGCAGUUAAAAACUAGGUGUUUAUGGUUCUGGUUGCAGGUAGAAUUUGAGUCACGCAAUUGUGAGCCUAAGAUAUCAAGUACAAAGGCUUCGAAAACAAAUCAUGCAUGUGUUAGAUUUUUUUUAUCUUUUCAACCACUGUCUCAAUUCAACAAGUAUUGAUGCAGUCCUUUCUUUUCUGACUUUUGAUUUAAACAUUCUGAUUUUUUAAAAUUAAUUGACAUGCAUUUAUCUAUAGUCAAAUGCAUAAACAGCGAGGAGGUGCUCCCUAGCGGCUACUGACGGGAAAGCAUUAACAGACGGGCAAAGAGGAUUGUAAUGCUUUUUUUUGCAAGAAGCUUUAGUAUUUAGCUAAGUAUCACGUCUAAAAACCACUCAGUAACAACCAAAUUGUGCUAGUGUUCUCCUACGGUAGAAGCACGAUGAAAACAAAGCAGUCCAGACAAGCACACUUGCGCAGCAUAAACCCCAUCGAAAACAUUUUGCAUGAAGGCUUGUUACGUUAGCGAUGACCCCUACCAUUAGUCGGAGCAGUAGGUACAGCCUGGCAAAAAGACUUAAGAUAGCUAUCGGGUGUGGUUUGGUGUUUUGCCACAUUCACUACUACUGUAUUGUAGAGAAGGCGUAACAUUUCAUAACGCCAAGACGUUAGGUGGCAGAUGUGUGCUGGUUUUGUGGAAGACUUGUCUUUUUGCUCAUGCGCUUAAACAUACUUGGCGCCAGAAGAGUCGUGGCGCCAGUCCUUCUGCGUCCAGAGAGAAAGAGUGCAGACCGCAGCCAGGUUGUGCAGACGCAAGCGAAGAUCCAGAGGCCGUCGAUUGUGCAAACCCUGCAAGUAGCGAUCUCUUUGCUUCUUGAAGAUCAAUCUAAGGACAAACAGGCAGGAUUUCUCCUGGCUCAGGCUGGUUUAAAAGGACCUCAGGCAUCUUUUUAUUCUGAGAAAGCGGUGCUCCCAGAGCAACGCUAAGUUUCACUUAAACGGGAAGACGGAAGUCGUCAGGCUGGAGUGUGUCUUGAUGGCCGAGUCAGAGACUGAGUGUGACACACCAGGCCUUGAUACACUGGGGUCUGAGUGUGUCAUUGCACACACACAAGUUGGAGACUUGCACUAUGCAGCAGAGACAGAGAUCAUUACCCAAGAGGACAAGAGGCUUGACCUGGAAGCUAUCCAUGGAGAUCUUGGGGCAGUGGCCUGUGUUGAUGCAGUUACAGAGACAGACCAUGACUACACCAAAUCUGAGGUGCAACACGACCCCCAAUACUUUGGAAGUGCGGACAUGAAGGGCAAUGAGGCCCUGCUUGGUGAAGUGCUGUUGAAGGCGGAGAUGGGUGGAGCAGGUGCAGAGCAUGUUGUAAAGGUUGAGUCAGACCAUGGAGGAGAGCUUACAGUGGAGUCAGAGAAUGGUGUUGUCAUUCAUGAAGCUCAGGGUCUGCAGUGCAAUGAGUGUGGAGAGAUAUUUGGCAGCAUGACUGAUCUGCAUCAACAUUUUGAAAUCCAUAAAGCAACAAAUCCCUACAUCUGUGUCCACUGUGGUGAAAGCUUUGCUGUAGAAGCUAGUCUUAGGGGGCAUAUGAAAAUACAUAUGAAGGAGAAGAGCUAUGCCACCACAGGUGUAGAGAUGGUAGGUAAAGGAGUCAUUGAUGCAUUUAACCUGAAACCACAUCAGAUGAUGCACUCCCCUGAAAAGCCACACAGAUGCUCUGAAUGUGGGAAGAGCUUUGCUGCAGCUAUCACACUCAGAGAGCAUAUGAAGAUGCAUUCUGAUGACAAGCCCUACAAGUGUACCCAAUGCAGGAAGAGUUUUGUCCGUAGGCGCCACCUAAAGAAACAUCAAGAGCUGCAUGCUCGUGAGAAGCCGUUUAACUGCCCCCAGUGUGGUAAAGGUUUCACUACUGCUUCUAAUCUGAAACAGCAUCAGAAGACCCAUGCUGGUGAUAAGCCACAUAGAUGCUCCCAAUGUGGCAAAUGUUUUGCUGCAGCAGCCACUUUGAGAGAACAUCAACGGAUUCAUUCUGGUGAGAAACCCUACAAGUGCAACCAGUGCAGGAAGAGCUUUGUGAGGAAACGCCACCUGAAGAAGCACCAGCUGGUCCACCAGGGUGGCAAACCAUACAGAUGCUCUCAGUGCGACAAAGGUUUUAACCACUCUUCGUCCUUGUCAAGACACCACAAGGUCCAUCUGGAGGCUAAGAUGUACCCUCAGUCUGACAAGGAGUUCUCUUAUGAUACUCCUAUGAAGAGAGGAAUGCAUACAGGUGAAAAGCCAUACAGCUGCAACCACUGUGAGAAGAGCUUCAAUCACUCAUCAUCCCUAUCCAGGCAUCAGAGAACUCAUUCUGAUGGAAAAUCUUAUACCUGUGCCCACUGUGGCAAGAGGUUUAACCAUUCCUCUUCUCUUGCAAGGCAUCAGCGUGUUCAUUUGGAUGAGAAGUCGUCCUAUAGUGCUAUUCCGUCAGGAAAGGGAUUCCCUCAUACUACCAUCUUGAAACAGAGAAUUCUGCAGAGUGAGAAACCAUACAGGUGCUCUCAGUGUGGAAAAGGUUUCAAUCAUUCUUCUUCUCUGUCUAGGCAUCAUAGAAUUCAUAUUGAUCAGUAAACUCACCACUGAAGUGUUGGGUGUAUUUUACAAAUUGUCCCAGUUUAGUUGCAGGUCAAACCUAACCCAUUUAUAUGGGUGAGUUUGUCUUCAGAAAAAUAAAAAAUCUAACUUUAAUCUGGGCCUACAGAAGGAUGUUGAUGCUAUAUUGAAAGUAAGCUUUUGGUUAAAUCCUUUACCUUUUAAGAGCGAUGAAUUUCAAUACGUGGUAUGAUUGACAUUUAGCCGAUACAGAUCUGCGUAAUGUGCAUAUAAAGCUUGCUGUUUUUAAUUUGACUCCUGUAUAAUAAUGUAGACACAACUUGUAGCAAUUUCAUGCUUAGUGACUUGGGCCAGUUAUGCUCUUAGUAGUGUCCUUGGAGUUAAGAUGGAUGGUUUCAGAAAGUGGUGCAUCCAGGAUGUGUCCAGACCGACCGUAUUGAGCUUUAGACAUAAAUGGUGGCCAAGUCCAACAGAUUUUGACUCGCAUAGGCACUCCCUAGUCCUUGUAUCUUUUCCCCAUCUCCUUUAUGGGCUGUUCAAAAACAUUUGUAAAUAAGUGUUAAUUUUUUUAUAUACAUAUGUAU